Molecule: messenger RNA, 2686 nt
Organism: Amoebophrya sp. A25
Lineage: Eukaryota; Dinophyceae; Syndiniales; Amoebophryaceae
Source: the annotation of a GenBank genome assembly
UACGUUUUCAACGAGACAACAGGAUAAGACCCGAUAUGCCUUUUUUUUUAUCAGCGUGCUGGAUUCUUGACGUAUUGAUGGAGGCGUAGGAGUGGUUACUGUAGUUUGACAGAACCGACAACAAAUAAGGGCGAAGUGGUUACUGUAGUUUGACAGAACCGACUACAAAUAAGGGCGAAGAGGCAUUACGAUUACUAGCUCACGCGACAUAACCUGCACGAAGAGACUUGAAAGAAAUUGUCCAUUCUGUCGGAACCAAAUAAGCUGAGAAAAAAAAUGGGGGGUUGUGCUGGAUCUAAGGUCGUUCAGGAGGGCGUCAAGAUUGCGGCCGAUGAGCCAGCCAAGUACAACGAAAAAGCCUUCGAGAAGAAUGUGGAUGAAGAUGAGGAGGAGCAGGAAGUGGAUGACGACGAUGACGUCAUGUCCGAUUCAGCAUUCAACUACAAGCCCAGCACGGCUAUGAGUAUUAGUGCCACUAGUGCCACAAUGUAUUUCAGUAUUUGUUGUAAGAUCCAUCACCUAGCAAUGCAAUUAACCUAAAUAAAACUUUCUCCUCUGAUCCACCAAUCACCAUCUCUGCAGGGCAAUCAGUCUCCGCAGAGGCUUACGGCGCGUGGAACAAGAAGGAGGCUUUUGCAGUCCCAGUCCAUCCAAAGACAGACGAACAGAAAGCUCGACUAACAGAGACGCUGAAGAAGAGUUUUAUGUUCCGAGCCUUGGACUCAAAGGACAUGGAUGCGGUAUUCUAUGUAGAGAUAGUUGAGACACCAUAAUGACGAUAGCAACGUCGUUCUUCUGAAGUAACUCGCACCGAAAAACUUUAGGCACUACACCCUUAGCAGUGAGUUUCCUCUAUAGAAGUGCAUCAUCUUCGUAUCUAUAUAAUUGCCAGGUAAUCGGCGCCAUGGAAGAAGUAACUGCAACGGCAGGCGAACGCAUGGUCACCCUUGGAGAGAUUGGCGAGUUUUUGUUUGUUAUCGAGACAGGCGCAUUGGAAUGCCGAAAGGAAAUCAAUGGAGUCGAUACACUCCUCAAGACUGUGGAGGAAGGUGCUUACUUAUGUUAUGUAGCAUCUCAAAUUCAUGUUAUGUAGCAUCUCCAAUUCGAAUUCCUAAAUUUCUGAUUUUAUCUCCUUUUGUUUCAAUUUGAAUUCAGUGGGAUCGAUGAGUUACAUCUUCAAGAUCAUGACCAACGUCAUCGCUAUCCCCAUCCUCAUCGUUUCAAGUAUUUGAAAAAUGCUCUAUGGUACUCUCCCUCUAGGAGUUGUUUAUCUUGUGACCCUUCUGGCACUGUUCUCUCCGCAUUCUCAUGGCAUAUUUGGAAAUAGACAGCCGGUUUGCUUUCCUCUUUCUACGUUUAAUAGGCUAUCCCUUCAAAAUGUGAUGGAUUCGAACAUGUUGGCACAUUUUGAAGGGACAGCCUAUUAAACGUUCGAGCCUGUUGGUGCAAAAGGUUAGCUUAGGCUCUGGCUCAUCCUCAUACUCCAGUGAUGUUGUCAACUUAAUCUUCAUUCUAUAAGCAAGAAGUCUCCAUGCAAACUAUUCGCCCAGUGAAGACGUUUGAUAGGCUAUCCCUUCAAAGUGCCCCCCUUUCUACGUUUAAUAGGCUAUCCCUUCAAAAUGCCCCCCAAAAAAAUUCCUCUUUCUACGUUUAAUAGGCUUUCACUUCAAAAUGCCCCCUCCCCAAAAUUCCUCUUUCUACGUUUAUUAGGGGAUCCCUUCAAAAUGUGCCCCUUGAUGCAAACUAUUCGCCCAGGUGAUGUCUUCGGUGAAUUAGCUGUCCUCUAUAACACGGCUCGCGCGGCCAAUGUUGACGCCAAGACUGACUGCGUCUUGUGGAAGCUGGGCCGACGAUCGUUUAAUGAAAUCGUGAAGGAGUCAGCGCAAAAGAAGCGCGAACGCUAUGAGGGAUUCUUAGCAAAAGUUCCGCUCUUGAAGGCCGUGGACGGCUAUGAGCGAAGUCAUAUCUGCGAAGGACUCGUCACGGAAAGGUAUUUGCUUCCAGCGUCUUUGUUUUGAUAGGAUUGUUUUGCCAUCGUGACUUCCACUCCGUGCUUUUCUCGCAGUACAAAAAUUCUUACCAUGAACGAAAAAAUAGGGCUCGGCUUCUAUCUUAAUCCUCGCCGAACCAACCACGCCACCUCCUCACACCUUACCGACACUCUCUCCUCCCACUUAGUUUCGCUGCCGGUGACGUGAUUAUCCGAGAGGGGGAUACCGGAGACAAAUUUUACAUCGUCGAGGACGGUCACUGUGAGGCAGUGAAAAGUGGCCUCGAGGACAAGGCUCUGAAUUACCAAGCGGGCGACUUCUUCGGAGAGUUGACUUUAUGUUGAGCAAACUUGUGCGAGGAAGUUCUUGCUGUUUUGAGUAAUGUGAGGAACUUGUUGUGAGUUUUUUGUCAAAAGUAUCUCCCUCUAAUGCUACAGCACGGGUGCUAUGAACAGUACUAUCAGGGGCAUACACGACAUCACAUACUACAGCACUCCCCGCCCUUUUCCCUCUGUCUCUUCCCUGAAGCUCUAAGGCCUCUUCUGAAAGACCAAGUACGACAAGCAACGGUAACCGCACUCGAAGAUUCGAAGUUGCUCAUGCUCGAUCGUCGUGCCUUCAAGCGACUCUUUGGCGGAUCAGCGCAACUCGCAGAUGCCUUCGCCGAACAGGAGAAUAAGUACAAACAACAGUAA